AGUUGGUUUUCUAUUCUAAGCAAAAUGUUUUGGUUUGUGGAACAUAACCGAAAAGCCCGCGAAAACAUUCCCACCACCAUCCAUCCAUGGAAAAUUAGGGUUAGGGAUUUCGUUCUCUCUCUCUCUUCCUUGGUAAUGGCCAUUUUUCUGUGGAACUGAAACCCCGGAAGGAGAACCCUCUGUUAUCUAUUUCCUUUUUGUUAUCUAAGAUUCAGAUAGACAGACAGAUCCAUGGUGAUGGAUGAGGAGAGAGGAGAUGAAAUUGGAGAGCAAGAGGAAUUGAAUGUGGUUGAAGAAUUGGUGGGUGUGGUCGAAAUGGUCGCCCAAUUUGGAGAUUAUAGAAGGACCCAGAGAAAAGAAUGCUACAAUCUCGUGAGACGUAUGAAGCUUUUGUUGCCUCUUUUCGAAGAGUUACGAGACCUGGAUGGGUCGAUCUCAGAUAAGGAUAUUGCUUGCUUGUGUAAUUUGAAGAAGACGCUUGUUUUGGCUAAGAAAUUAUUGAAGACUUGUAAUGAAGGGAGCAAGCUUUACCUGGCGCUUGAAAGUGAGGCAAUCAUGGUAAGGUUUCACACCAUCUUUGAUAAACUAUCGCAGGCUUUGGAUGAUUUGCAUUAUGACGAUCUUCCAAUCUCAGAAGAAGUUAGAGAACAGGUUGAGCUGAUGAGUUUGCAACUCAAACGGGCAAAGAAGCGAACGGAUACACAGGAUAUAGAAUUGGCAAUGGAUAUGAUGGUGGUAUUUUCGAGAAAGGAUGACCGAAAUGCUGAUAGAGCCAUAGUAGAAAGACUUGGGAAAAAGAUUGAGUUGCAUACCGUUGAGGACCUUAAGCUCGAAACAAUAGCUGUAAGGAACCUCAUCAAAGAGAAAGGACACAAUGCAGAGAGUACUCAACAUCUGAUUGAUCUUCUUAACAAAUUCAAACAAGUUGCAGGUAUGGAAGAAAUCAAUAUUCUUGAUGAACCAGUCAUGCCUAAAAUGUUGGCCAAGUGCCCGUCCUUGAUGAUCCCACAUGAAUUUCUUUGUCCAAUCACACUAGAAAUCAUGACAGAUCCUGUCAUUGUUGCCAGUGGACAGUCAUAUGAAAGAGAAAGCAUACAGAAAUGGUUCGAUUCUAAUCACAGGACUUGUCCCAAAACCAGGCAAACUCUUCCUCAUCUGACACUUGCGUCUAAUUAUGCUCUUAAAAACAUAAUCUUGCAGUGGAGUGAGAAGAACAAUUUUAAACUUCCCUCAAAGGAUAAUCCAGGAGACCAUGAAAGCUCCUCAACUGAUCUCAAAGAGGAGAUCUUGUCCCUUGUUGAAGGACUAUCUUCGAGCCAUUUAGAAACGCAGCGAAAGGCGGUUAAGAAGGUUCGGUUGCUCUCCAAAGAGAACCCUGAGAACAGAAUUUUGAUUGCCCACAAUGGAGGAAUCCCACCAUUAGUACAGCUCCUAUCCUAUCCAGAUUCAAAGAUUCAAGAGCAUGCAGUAACAGCUUUGUUGAAUUUAUCGAUUGAUGAAUCUAACAAGAAGCUCAUAGCUAGAGAAGAAGCCAUACCAGCUAUCAUAGAGGUGUUGCAGAAGGGAAGUAUUGAGGCCAGAGAGAACUCUGCAGCAGCACUAUUUAGCUUGUCAAUACUGGAUGACAACAAAAUGAUUGUGGGGUUAUCAAAUGGGAUCCCACCUUUGGUGGAAUUGCUUCAAAAUGGGACAAUUAGAGGUAAGAAAGAUGCAGCCACUGCUCUUUUUAACUUAUCACUUAAUCAAGCUAACAAGACCAGGGCCAUUAGUGCUGGCAUUGUAGCACCUUUGCUCCAGUUACUGAAUGACAGAAACUUGGGCAUGAUUGAUGAGGCUCUGUCCAUUUUCCUACUCAUUGCCGCACACCCAGAUGGGCGGCAAGAGAUUGGACAGCUAUCCUUCAUUGAAACACUUGUGGAGUUUAUUAGAGAAGGAACUCCCAAGAACAAGGAGUGUGCAGCCUCAGUUCUUCUUGAGUUGGCAUCAAACAACUCAUCUUUUAUAUUGGCUGCUCUGCAGUUUGGAGUGUACGAGUAUUUAGAUGAUAUGGCAAAGAAUGGAACCAACAGAGCACAGAGGAAAGCAAAUGCUCUAUUGCAGCUGAUGAGUAAGAGUGAGCAAAUUCCAUAAUAUUCCAUAGAAAAUGCAUUACUUAAUGAUUGUUUGGGUUGGUCUGUAUGUAGAAUUUACUUCUCAAACUUCUUAAUCUCGACCUUCAGCCAGUGCAUGUGUAAUCUUAUGACUUACAUUAGUUCACACUCCAAAGGCAAUGUUAGUGAUAUUUUUUUUGGGAAA
This is a messenger RNA of Cannabis sativa, 2295 nucleotides long. Its product is annotated as U-box domain-containing protein 15. The record is from RefSeq and is a predicted model, not a curated record. The transcript is spliced from 4 exons. Gene Ontology annotation, cellular component: nucleus; cytoplasm. Lineage: Eukaryota; Viridiplantae; Streptophyta; Magnoliopsida; Rosales; Cannabaceae. Gene Ontology annotation, biological process: cell surface receptor signaling pathway; protein ubiquitination. Gene Ontology annotation, molecular function: ubiquitin-protein transferase activity; protein binding. The coding region runs from base 232 to 2130 and encodes 632 amino acids.